Fundulus heteroclitus (mummichog) is the source of this 8147-nucleotide messenger RNA. RefSeq names its product signal-induced proliferation-associated 1-like protein 1. Gene Ontology annotation, molecular function: protein binding; GTPase activator activity. The transcript is spliced from 21 exons. Lineage: Eukaryota; Metazoa; Chordata; Actinopteri; Cyprinodontiformes; Fundulidae. The record is from RefSeq and is a predicted model, not a curated record. The coding region runs from base 527 to 5749 and encodes 1740 amino acids. Gene Ontology annotation, cellular component: cytoplasm. Gene Ontology annotation, biological process: regulation of small GTPase mediated signal transduction; activation of GTPase activity.
CGGGCAUAGAGGGAGGUGAGGGGAGGCAGAGCCUGAAUGAUCUCAUCCCUCCAGCAGCUGCAUACCGCAGCGAGGCAAAGCAGUAACUUUCUAUCAAACUUCCAAGUUGCCUUUCGGAAGAAGACGGAGGGACAUUUUUUGUUGUUGUUGGGGGGGACUGAACCCGGAGCCAAAACGUUCCUUGUGAAGGCGAGGAGGGAGCUGCCGCUUAGUUUUGUUUUUUUUUCUGUGUGUGUGUGACUAAAACGGCAGCACCUUACGAGUUGAGACAAAAAGAGGAAAACCGUGUUCUGUGACAUCCGAAAAGGAGGAAAGGAUUCUGCGAUUGGACUUGGAAACAUGACAAGCGUCAGCAUUGGUGCAGCUAAGGAGGCAUUAUGCAAGCUGGAGUGCUGAGGAGCUCUCUUGCCUCUUCACUUGUUGAUCCCAACAAUCAAAUUUGCUCAUGAGGUCAGCGAGUAGCAUCCAGUCCCAGAAGCAACCAUGCCCGUCUGCUAAGUGCCUUUAACCCGUUGGCACUUGUGUCAUGACCAGCCUGAAGCGCCCACCAAUGGAGUGCACGGUUGGGGGCUCCAUCCCUGCCACUAACGAGUUUUACACCGGGCGUCUUCGGCCAGUUAAUGGAGGGGCUUUGCCGGCCCGCUCAGACAACUACCACGCCGGUGUGACCACAGGAGUGCCUAAAAUGGGUGUCCGGGCUCGGGUGGCCGACUGGCCCCCGAGAAAAGACCUUCCAGGUUCUCAGUGGCUCUCAGACUCUGGAGCCGGCGUCCCGUCUGUUAUCAAAGGUCACAUUAAGUUAGGUUCUGUUCUGAGCCCUCAGGACUCCUCUAUGCUACGUAACAUCCAUAACUCCCUGAGGAACCGAACCCACGCGCCGCCUAACAGCUACAGCCCCGACGGCCGUUACCUGGCCCCAGGAGACUACAGAGGUCCUGCACACAAAAACCCACGACAGAGGCGCGUCCGUCAGCGCAGCAACAGCGACAUGGCCAUCAGCGAGAUGGAGGGCAGCGGAGACAGCGGCGAAGACUGGGCGCCGUCGGCAGCGGCUAAAUGGUCCCCUCUUCACCGGGAAUAUGGCAGCACGUCGUCAAUAGAUCAGCACGGAAUAGCUAAGGACAGCUUUUUUGAAAUGCUGAAAGGUUAUCAAGAGGAUAAAGCCGACCAGCGCAGCCCGGCUCCGGAAAACCUAGAGGACAUUCUGAACGUGGGGAUAAAGCUUCAGGAGCUUCAGGAGGACGUCCCAGACGGACAUCUGCUGAGACCCAGAGAUAGGGACAAGCCUCCAAAAAGACGCACCAAGUCCGAAACGGGAGGGGAGUCUAUAUUCCGGAAGCUUAAGAGCGUACGAGGUGAGUUGGACUCUUCGAGAGCCGGUUCUGAUGUGGAGGACAGUCGGACGGAGGACACAGCCCCCCCUCCUAAACCCUGGGUUUGUCAGAAAGGCUUCGCCCACUACGACGCUCAGAGCAUCCUCUUCGACCUCAACGAAAUUACCCAGCUUCGACAGACUGCAGGGAAGAGGAUAAACACCACCACCGGAGCGUCCGCUGCCGCCGUAGCCUCCGCCACCUCCACUCUCUCAUCCACCCACAGCCUGCCUUACAGCUCCCCCAGCGGCAGCCAAGAAGAGCUCAGCUCCAGAGACAGCCCAAGCUUGGACGCCGGCGACGAGCAGAGCAACGAAAUGCUGCUGAGCUGCCCCUGCUUCCGCAACGAGAUCGGCACGGAUGGGAACGGGUGGCGUCGGCUGGGACUGGGUGGGGCAGGGUACCACGGACUUGUGGGUGGAGGAACGGGCAGCAGUAGCUCGGGGACCCUGAAGGGAGAAAGUCAUUUGUAUGAAACAUCUUUGAGCACACACUGCACUAACGCUGGAGUAGCGGUUCUCGAGGGACCGAAGGAGGGACCGAGCGCCGUCAGCGAAAAGGGCAAACAGUACAUCGUGGAACACGUGGACCUGGGAGCCUACUACUAUAAAAAGUUUUUCUACCAUAAAGAGCACUGGAACUACUUCGGUAUAGACGAGGCUCUGGGUCCAGUGGCUGUGAGCCUGCGCAGAGAGAAGCUGGAGGAGGAAAAAGAGCGAGGGCAGCAGUACAACUACCGCAUCAUCUUCAGAACAAGCGAGCUGACAACUCUUAGAGGUUCUAUACUGGAGGAUGCAGUGCCUUCUACCUCCAAACACGGGACCACCCGAGGUCUGCCCGUCAAAGACGUACUGGAGUACCUUCUCCCAGAGCUGGAUCUGUCCUGCCUCAGACUGGCCCUCAACACUCCCAAAGUCACAGAGCAGCUGAUGAAGCUGGAUGAACAAGGGCUAAGUUUUCAGGUGAAGGUGGGCGUGAUGUACUGCCGAGCGGGACAAAGCACAGAGGAGGAAAUGUACAACAACGAGACCGCCGGUCCCGCCCUGGAGGAGUUCCUCCAGCUGCUGGGGGAGAAGAUCCGCCUCAAGGGUUUCACCAAGUACAGAGCCCAGCUGGACACCAAAACGGAUUCAACUGGUACUCACUCCCUGUACACUUCCUACAAGGACUAUGAGAUCAUGUUUCAUGUUUCCACAAUGCUGCCUUACACACCCAACAACAAACAACAGCUGCUAAGGAAGCGCCACAUAGGGAACGACAUUGUGACCAUUGUGUUCCAGGAACCGGGAGCUCACCCUUUCACGCCCAGAGCCGUGCGGUCUCACUUUCAGCAUGUCUUCAUCAUCGUUCGAGUGCACAACCCCUGCUCUGACAGCACAUGCUACAGCGUGGCUGUCACCCGUUCCCAGGACGUUCCCUCCUUCGGUCCACCAAUCCCAAAGGGAGUUACCUUCCCUAAGUCCACUGUCUUCAGGGAUUUCUUGCUCGCCAAGGUCAUCAACGCCGAGAACGCGGCCCACAAGUCAGAAAAGUUCGGCGCCAUGGCGACGCGCACGCGGCAGGAGUACUUGCGGGAUCUGGCGGAGCGUCACGUCACCAACACGCCCGUGGAGCCCGCCGGGAAGUUUCCCUUCAUCUCUCUGGCACACAAGCGUCGAGAGAAGGUGCGUCCGUACAGCGGGGCGGAGCUGCGCAGCCUCGGCGCGAUCACCUGGCAGGUCUACGCCGAAGAUCAGGUAGCGGGUGCUGAACGGGAAUGCCUGCUGGCCAUUUCGAAUGAUUUCAUCAUCCUGCUGGAUCAGGAGGCCAAAGCAGUUGUGUUCAACUGCGCCACCCGUGACAUCAUUGGCUGGUCGACCGGGAGCCCCGCCUCCCUGAAGAUCUACUACGAGCGUGGAGAGAGCGUAUCGCUUCGAUCCAUCAACAACAACACUGAGGACUUCGGGGAGGUUGUCAAAAGACUGGAGCUGUUGACCAAAGGCAGUCAGACCACAGAGAUGACUUUGCGCCGGAACGCCUUGGGCCAGCUGGGCUUUCAUGUCAACUUCGAGGGGAUCGUAGCCGAAGUGGAGCCCUAUGGGUUCGCCUGGCAGGCUGGGCUGAGGCAGGGCAGCCGACUGGUGGAGAUCUGCAAGGUGUCGGUGGCCUCGCUGUCCCACGAGCAGAUGAUUGACCUGCUCAGGACCUCCGUCACCGUCAAGGUGGUCAUCAUUCCCCCGCACGAGGACUCCACCCCACGCAGAGGCUGCUCUGAAAUCUACCACAUGCCACUUGUGGACUACAAGAACCACAAAGAAGGCAUGCCGUAUGAGCUGAAGUUCCCUUUCCGGCCAACAAACAACAACACAAAGUGGCCGCGCAGCUCAUCCAGCCCUCGCGCUGCUGCCUCGGGGGGAACCUUGAUCAAGGCGGCGACCUCGGACACCAGUGACCGCAACAGCGCCGCUAUUCCCCGCAGCGUGUCGAGCGACGGUCGGCCUCUCAACCCUAAAAGAUUUUCCCCAGGCAAUGACAACUACGCUCUUGCCUGCUCCAUCGUGAUGGGUCGCACGCUGCACAGCACAAACUCGCCCUCCAGCCUCUCCUACACAGACACAAUGAGUUCGAACCACUGGAGGCAGAAGGCUGUGCCUGAUGGGUUUAAUAACAACUGCCAGUCGACUGUCACGUCUGUGCGGCAGGCGACCGGUGACGGUGUCAAUGGAGUCAAAGCGUGUUCUGCCGUUGGCUGGUCCAGACCCGGGGAGGGCGAUGCUGCAACCAGGCUGGGAGACAAAAACAGCUCAGAUACUGUGGUUUCUAAGGUGGUGAUCCCUCGUCUCCAGCCAUCAGAUCAGAGCAGCCACCUGUCACCGAACAAGAACAUCAAGGCUGAUGCUCCGUAUUCAUCCGGCCACUCCAGUAGCAACACUCUGUCCAGCAACGCCUCCAGCUCGGCGCACAGCGACGAGAAGUGGUACGAAGUCGGCUCGCGAUCCGGAGCACGGAGCGACCUGGAGCUCAACGGCUACCUUCAGGGCACGUCCACCGACAGCGGCAUCGACGCCACCUCUUUUACCGCCACCCAGAGCAGCACGGCCUCCUCCACCGGUGCCUUCAGGUCCAAGGAAAAAAUCCCAUGGCAGGACGAGGCAGGGAGCUGUGAGAGAGCGUCCAGCACGUCGCCUCCAACACCGGACUCUCUUGCUCCCACUGGAGGGAGCGAGGUAUCAGUGAAGAGCACAAUCAGCUUUACAGUCGGUCCUGAUGGCGCCCCCUACAGUCUGAGUGACGCAGCGUCCCACUCCAGCACAAUAAGCUCUGGUCACUCAGGGAGUCCGAUGGGACAGGGCUGCAGCGCCUCGUCGCCGCAGAGCGAAGCUGCCGCAGCGGACCUCUCACCCACAUCCCAGGACGGCCAGUCCCCGGGAACCAAGAGCUUCUAUCCUCGUCAAGGAGCGACCUCAAAGUAUCUGAUUGGCUGGAAGAAGCCUGGAGGAACUGUGAACUCUGUGGAUUUCAGCAGCACUCGCAAGAGGCACCAGAGUGACUGUCUGCUUGGUGGUCAGCCCCAGCUCAGGGCCAAUCUCCGCGGCUCCCAGUCGCCCCAGCGCCAGACUGUCAAAUCCAGCCUGGAGGAAGACCUGAAGAAGCUGAUCACACUUGACAGCCCGCCACCUAAAACAAAUGAAGAGAAGCCGUUAUUCCCAGGCCCCCCGCCCAGCCGUCGAUCCCUUCAGAGGACGCUGUCAGAUGAGAGCAUUUACAGCGGACAGAGGGAGUCCACCUCCAGCGCACAGUUUGACACAUCCGCUGACCUCCUCUUCACCUGCUCCACCAUCCCACGCUCACCUACCGCCCGACAUGGUGCAGGUCGACGGGCAUCACACAAAUCUCUUGGAGACUUGACUGCCCCUGAGAGCUCAGAGCUGGAACAGGAGAAGAAGAAGCAGCAGCAGCAGCUGCAGGAUCCUGCUCUCAUGCCCCUACCUGACAACGGAGCCGAUGGCCCGCUGGACUGGGAACACCUGGUUGAUGCCGCCAAGGCGUUUGAGGAGCAAAGGCUGGUGUUUCUAGCAGCCCAGGAGGAGAGCUCCACAGCCGAGAGCACAUCAGCUGCCAGCCCCCAGCAGGCCGAGCCUCAGGCCGCUCCACAGAGACAGCCUCUGCCGGGGGAGAUUCCGGCGUGCUUGAUGGGUAAAUUGAGCCAGUUAGAGUCCAUGGUUAAAGCACUACAGGACGACCUGAAGAAGGAGAAGGAUGCCAAGGCUUCAUUACAAGUCCAGAUCCAAAGCCUGCGGGAGGACAACCAACGUCUCCUGGAGGAGUCCUACAGCGCCUCGGCCAAGCUCAAGAAGUUCACAGAGUGGGUCUUCAACACCAUCGACAUGAACUGAUGCCCACAGAUGUCAGCUGCUCUCCACUGGGAUGUUGACCACUACUGAAGCUGCUUUUUAAUCUUGGCCUCCUUGUCAAGCCAGCUCCAACGUUGCUUUACAUGCCAUCGUACUUCAACUCUGUGCAUCUGUGAAAAUAAUCAUGAAAACAGACAAAGACUUAAAAGGAGGCCAGAGAAAAUGAAUAGUUUGUAUUAGAUUUUAUAAGCCUGCACCCCCCCCCCCUCCUUCCUUGGGGGGGUUGCAUAAAAUGAUGUAAUGCUUUGGUGGCAUUUUUGCAUGUUAGAGAAGGAAAUGUUGAAAGUAACCUAAAGGGAUUUAAAGCAUCUGACCCCAUUUACAGCGCCGAUCAGAGAUUUGCAUUCCCUCAUCAAGGAAUGGAUGUUAUAUUAUUUAUGGCUUUUAAUGAUGCAUUUGGACAAAAAUUUGAAAACAAUGAAUUUUAAGAAGAAUUAAGGGCACACGUUUGAAUUUAAUGCACGUUUCCUCUAAUCUUCACACUCACAGAUCCAAAGUAUGUCCUUAUAUUUCAAUCCCCUGUAGCAAUUUGCAGAGAAAUUGCUUUUUAUAGCCAUCAUCAAGCUUCUUGCAUAAAUCUUGACAGAUAUUUCAUGUUGUUUUUCUGUCAGAAAUGGUAAAACCUUUUUAAACUGGUUGGUUUCCUGCAAGAGACCAAGCUUUUGGAGCAUGUCUCUCAGCUUUUCUAUAGGACUGCUGUUUAAAGAACAAAAAAUGGUCACCCUACUGUUUGAUGUUUCAGCUGGGCUAUGAGCAACAACACACAAAAACUGCCUUUUAAGUAUAAAACAGUAGUGUUAAGCUUCUAAUUAUGGGUAAAGUUUGGCCCACUCCAAGACGCCAGUCAAUUUAAAUGAAGGCUUCACAUUCUGAUGAGAAGAGAUGUCAGAUAUUCAGCCUGAAUCAUGCAGGAAGCUUGUUGAUGGCUACAAAAAGUUUGGGGUUUCUCUGCAACUUGCUAAAGGACAAUUAUCCCAAUAUUAAUUGGGAUAUAUGUAUAUAUUUCAGCUUGUAUGUAUAACUUGGUCCUACUACUGAUUAGAGUAGUAGGACCUAGAGUAAAUUCAAAUUUGUGCCACCGUGAAGUCUGUUUUAAAAAUUUAGCAAAAACAGUUUAAAUACACAAUUAAAAGCCCAAAAUCCACAACAUUCAUGCUUAAGAUGCAUGCAUAUAGCUCUGACCGACUCUGCAGCUCUUUAGCUAACCUAAAUAAAAUUGAACAGAUUGACAGCAAUAAAGCUCAAUAUUGCUCUGAUCCACAUGGACGCUUUUAUAAAAUUAAAUGUUGUACUUUCAUUGCUGUUUCCCUGACGCCCUUUAUUUUUAUAUCACUAACCAAAAUAAGAAUCCAAAUGUUAUUUUUGAUGGUAGCAUCGAUAGGUAGACACAAACAGAGCCUUCACAUCAGCACACUGUAAGGUGACGGGCCGGUCUGUGAUGAGAAGAUCAAUGGAUGUUCAAAGUGAAAAAAGUCGCGACAGGAAAGAAAUAUUUACUGUACAAACACACAAUGGGUGCCAUAAAGAUGCAAAUAUACAAUCCAUACGACUGUAAAUAUGUGAAGUCGGAGUUUAUUUUUCUCAUGCCCUUCUGUGAUAUAAUAAUAUAUUUAUGACAAACACGAUGCCCAGGAAGGAUGAGAUGUUAGAUAUGUUAGACAGUUUCUUAUGAGGACAAAGUGCAUCCUUUAACAAAAAAGGUUCCUCAAUCCAAAAUACAGAUUAUUUUUAUGCCUCCUGACAUAUGACGUUUUGUUGCCUUGCCUGCUGCCGUGGAUUAUUUGACAUGUAACGCUACAUGAAAUCGACCCUUUGUCCUUUCAUAGCAUGUGAAAUGGCAUCGACCGCUCAUCUCAGACUAGAUUGAAUCGGUACUCGUCCGUGUAUGAUUACAUAGUAAGAAAUCGUGUAAUUCCUAAUGACUCCAGCUACAGGUUUCUGUAUAAACCUGCUUGAAAUCCCGAUACAAAGAUUUGGUUUCUUGGAAGACCAAAGCCCUUAUUUAAACCUCAUGCUGUAACCCGCUUCCUUUUGUACUCGGACACUGUGCCAUUGUAUAUAAGCAGAGUAUAUUAUUCAUCAAAAAUUUGCACCUUUAGGCUUAUUUUAUACAUUUAUUUUUCAUGUAGUUCUGCCUAACCAAGUAGCAGAGAGAGAAACGAACGUUAUGCAAGAGGGAAAUAAUGGGGUUAAAAGGAGUAAAGGAUGCCCACAAGCCGGACUCAGGAGAGUCUGCGCUCCCUGACAGAGCAGAUCACCCCUUUGCCUUCAUUAUUAACAUGUGUGACAGCAUGUCAUUCUGUUUCCAUUGAGCUGUGAUGUGUAAAAAAAAAGAAAAAAAAAAAGUUUAUAUCUAUUAAAGAUAUUUUGUUGAAUUACA